CCAUAAUGGCGGCCGACGUUUCUCAAUUUGUAGGGAAGACAAUUUCCCUCCUAAGUUUAGAAAGGAAAGCUGAAAUUGAGGAGACUAAAUCUCUUCAAGAGAAUGUUAGUCCAAAGGAACUCCAAAGAAGGGGCGUUUGUCUCUUGAAACUUCGAAUCCGAAGCCGCAGGACGGGUUUGUAUGGACGACUACUUCUGACUUUUGAGAUAAAUCAGCCUGGUUCUGAUGGCAAACUCCCGACACAUUCCUUAACACCAGGAGAUAUAGUGGGAUUUAGCUGGUUAAAUUCCAAUCAAGCAGCAAAUGAUAUUUCCUCUGGAAUUGUAAGCCGUGUUUCCCAGACAGCUCUAACCGUAGCAUUUGAUGAAACAGCCGACACCCUCACAUUUGAUGAUGAUGGUCCAUUUAAACUCAUCAAACUAGCAAAUGACGUAACUCACAAAAGAAUCAAGAGUGCCCUCAACACCUUAACAAAGUACAGGGAGGGACCAGCUCCUCAUUUGAUUGAUGUACUGUUUGGGAAUGUACCUCCUGGAGCUCCAUUGCAAAUCAAGCCUUUCGUAGAAGGAGGAGAAAUGCCAUGCAUCUUCUUCAAUGACAGUCUUGAUGAUUCACAGAGGCAAGCUGUCAGGUUUGCAUUAUGUCAGAGAGAAGUGGCCAUAGUCCAUGGUCCACCUGGGACUGGGAAAACUACAACUGUUGUUGAGAUCAUUGUUCAAGCUGUGAAAAAUCUUAAAAUGAAGGUUUUAGCUUGUGCACCUUCAAACUUUGCUGUUGACAACAUGGUCGAAAAAUUAAUCAAAGGCAAAGUGAAG
Molecule: messenger RNA, 815 nt
Organism: Stylophora pistillata
Lineage: Eukaryota; Metazoa; Cnidaria; Anthozoa; Scleractinia; Pocilloporidae
Product: DNA-binding protein SMUBP-2
Cellular component (GO): nucleus; cytoplasm
Molecular function (GO): zinc ion binding; DNA binding; 5'-3' DNA helicase activity
Source: RefSeq, a predicted model, not a curated record